This is a messenger RNA of Ectocarpus sp. CCAP 1310/34, 447 nucleotides long. The record is from the annotation of a GenBank genome assembly. Lineage: Eukaryota; Phaeophyceae; Ectocarpales; Ectocarpaceae.
AUGCGUUCCUUCGUGCUGCACAACCCCACGGUAACAAUCCAGGACACCAGCAUCGUUUUCGCCUUCGCCGGUCUCGGACACUCCCUCACCUCACCAUUCGUGGGCUUCCUGCAAGACAAGAAAAGGCUAGGGUUACAAGGUACCGCCGUAGUCGGCGCGAGCCUGGUGGCUCUGGCGACACUCGCCUCCUCGAUGGCGACUUCGGUGUUCGAACUCGCAUCUCUCAACGCGGUCUUGGGCGUCGGCGUAGCGUUCGCUUACACGUGCCCGCUCGUGAGCGGCUACGCGCUGAUGCCGGAUCGGAAGGGCACCGUUUCGGGCUUUGUGGUAGCGGGCUUCGGAGCAGGCGCGGCCGUCUUCGACGCGGUGGCAACGGCGGUCGUCAACCCCAGCAACACCCCUCCCGACCCCGCCACGGGCUACUACGGCGAGGCAAGAGAAAAGUAG